CCCAGUGUCCUCCUCUCCUUCCCUUCCUCGGGCAUCAGAGCUGAGACCUCACGGAGCUCAGAGCCCAGCUCACCAGGACCUCAGCUAGAGGGCCUGCCAUGGCACCCCCCAGGCCCCUUCUGCUGCUGGUCCUGCUGGCCCCACUAGUUCUGGCUGAUCAAGAGUCCUGCAAGGGCCGCUGCACUGAGGGCUUCAACUCAGAGAGGAAGUGUCAGUGCGACGAGCUCUGCUCUUACUACCAGAGCUGCUGCCCCGACUACACAGCUGAGUGCAAGCCUAAAGUGACGCGUGGAGAUGUGUUCACCUUGCCUGAGGACGAGUACGGGACCUAUGACGACCACGAGCAGCCCAAAAACGCCAGUGUCCCUGAGCAGCCCGUGAGCCCUGACCAGCUUGAGGGGAAUACUGAGCAGGGGGAGCAUGUACAGACUGGGGGGGAAACCCUAGAACCUAUCACCUCUAAUCAAGAGAUCUUCGAGACCCCAGCCGAGGAGGAGCUGUGCAGUGGGGAGCCCUUUGACGCCUUCACUGACCUCAAGAAUGGUUCUCUCUUUGCCUUCCGAGGGAAGUACUGCUAUGAGCUGGAUGAAAAGGCAGUGAGGCCUGGGUACCCCAAGCUCAUUCAAGACGUCUGGGGCAUUGAAGGCCCCAUAGAUGCUGCCUUCACCCGCAUCAACUGUCAGGGGAAGACCUACCUCUUCCAGGGUAGUCAGUACUGGCGCUUCGACGAUGGUGUCCUGGACCCCGGCUACCCUCGCAACAUCUCCGAAGGCUUCAAGGGCAUCCCAGACGAUGUGGAUGCGGCCUUCGCCCUUCCUGCCCACAGCUUCCGUGGCCAGGAGCGGGUCUACUUCUUCAAGGGGGAGCAGUACUGGGAGUACGAGUUCCACGAGCAGCCCAGUCAGAAGGAGUGUGGAGACAGUUCCCCGUCGGCCGUGUUUGAGCACUUUGUGGUGCUGCAGCGGGACAGCUGGGAGAACAUCUUUGAGCUUCUCUUCUGGGGCAGAUCUUCUGGUGGUACCAGACGGCCCCAACUCAUCAGCAAGGGCUGGCCCGGGGUGCCCAAGCAGGUGGAUGCAGCCAUGGCUGGCCACAUGUACAUCUCGGGCUUGCCCACCCGCUCCUCCCGGGCCCAGAAGCUCAAGUCUAGGAGUCGCAGCCGCAAGCGCUACCAUUCCCGCCGUGGCCGUGGCCGCAGCCAGACCCCCCGCCGACCAUCCCGCUCAUUCUGGCUGUCCUGGUUCUCCAGUGAGGAGAGCGGACUGGGAGACGACAACUAUGACCACCUCGGGGUGGACUGGCUUGUGCCGGCCUCCUGUGAACCCAUCCAGAGCGUCUACUUCUUCUCGGGAGACAAGUACUACCGGGUCAACCUCCGCACGCGGCGAGUGGACACUGUGGACCCCCCCUACCCACGCCCCAUUGCCCAGUACUGGCUUGGCUGCCCAGCUGCUGGCGGCAAGUAGGAGCUGGAGCCCACACAGCUGGACCCUCCAUAGCUCCCCCUCCAACUUCCUUCCCCACCCCAAUAAAGGUUCCUUGGCCCUGA
Messenger RNA from Choloepus didactylus (southern two-toed sloth), 1549 nucleotides. RefSeq names its product vitronectin (gene VTN). The transcript has 8 exons. Gene Ontology annotation, biological process: immune response; cell-matrix adhesion; cell adhesion mediated by integrin. Gene Ontology annotation, molecular function: scavenger receptor activity; extracellular matrix binding; polysaccharide binding. Bases 99 to 1466 code for a protein of 455 amino acids. The record is from RefSeq and is a predicted model, not a curated record. Lineage: Eukaryota; Metazoa; Chordata; Mammalia; Pilosa; Megalonychidae.